This is a messenger RNA of Lytechinus variegatus (green sea urchin), 1377 nucleotides long. RefSeq names its product checkpoint protein HUS1-like (gene hus1). Gene Ontology annotation, biological process: telomere maintenance; nucleotide-excision repair; mitotic intra-S DNA damage checkpoint signaling. NCBI's taxonomy places the organism in Eukaryota, Metazoa, Echinodermata, Echinoidea, Temnopleuroida, Toxopneustidae. Bases 181 to 1023 code for a protein of 280 amino acids. The transcript has 9 exons. Gene Ontology annotation, cellular component: nucleolus; site of double-strand break; checkpoint clamp complex. The record is from RefSeq and is a predicted model, not a curated record.
UAGGAUGUCAGAAGAUGGCGCUAGACCUUUUCGCGGUUUAUUUGAUUUUUGUGGUUGUAGGAUGUAGCUACCGAAUAUAUUUUUGCCUUGACUUGUAUUCUUUUUCAGAGUCAACUAUCACUUCUGUAUAUCAGUUAUUGCUCCCUGGAUUUCUAGAAGAAGUAUAAAUGUUGAGACAACAUGCGUUUCAGGGCAAAGAUAUUUGAUAUUGGAACCAUCGAGCAAUUUACAAGAGUUGCUGGAACAGUAGCCAAACUGACUCAGUUAUGUGUACUGAGAAUAACUUCAGACAGGAUGUAUUUCAUUCUCAAUGAUAAAGUUUCCAAAGGGCAUCUCUGGUGUGAUCUUCAAGCUCUGAAUAUAUUCAGUGAGUUCAGUAUGGAAGGAAUCGCCGAGGAUGCCAAUGAGAUCUUCAUGGAAGUAAAUCCUGAUGACCUCGUGAGGGCGCUAAAGACUGCUCAGACUGCCAAGUCCGUCAAGAUCAAACUCACCAAGAAAUUCAGUCCCUGUUUAUCUCUUGAUGUAGAGUUGCCAUCAAGAACAGGCCACAGCCGAACAAUCACUCAUGAUAUACCUGUCACUGUCAUGCCAAGGAGACAAUGGGAGGAAUAUAGUGAACCAACUCUACCAGAUUUUGAUGCUACCAUUUGUAUGCCACCAUUGAAGGUCAUAAGAACUGUUGCAGAAAGGAUGAAGAAUCUUGGAAGUUAUCUUGAAUUAUCUGCUAACCAGAAUGGUGAGAUGAGAUUAAGAGUGGAGAGUGAGCAGGUCACGGUGUCAACGCACUUUAGAAAUCUAGAAAAUCCUAAUUGGGAUGAUGCUGAUUCUCAGAACAGUCAGAGGGACCCGUCUCUUCUUGUUGGAGCUAAAGUGGACAUCAGAAAAUUUAUUCAUUUCUUAUCAGGCCAACAGCUCAACCCAGCCAAGAUCAUUUGUAGCAUUGUAGACAACAGAGUGAUCCACUUCUUUCUGCUUCAUGAGGACUUGUCUAUCCAGUAUAGCAUGCCCAUAAUCUACAAUUGAAGAUUUAGUGCUGACUUGAUGGAUAUAUCUUCAAACUCUUCGACAGUCAGUGCUGGGGUGAUUGAUAUCUUCAAACUCUUGACGAUUCAGCACGGGAUUGGUGGAUAUCUUCAAAGACCUGAACUUCCAGUGUUGACUUUUAUGGAUAUCUUCAAAUUGUGACAACUCAGCGUUUUGGUUUCUUCAAACUCCUGACCUUUAAGUGGUGUCAUGAUGGAUAUCUUCAAACUCUUGACCAUUCAUCGCUGUCUUGAUGGAUAUCUGCAAACUCAUUACCAUUCAGUACUGUCUUGAUAGAUAUCUUCAAACUCUUGACCAUUCAUUGCUGGCUUAAUGAUAUCUUCAAACUCUUGA